AUGGAUGGCUCAUCUGCCAUGGUCGUUCUCCUCAUCGGCGCCAGCUUCAGCUUCUUCCUCACCACGCAUGCCGUGAAUACUCCUAGCUGCACGCCACAAGAGAGAGACGCCCUCCUGUCCUUCAAGCAGGGCAUCACCAACGACAGCCUGGGCCUCCUCUCCUCAUGGCGGAGAGGCCACGGCGACUGCUGCUCAUGGACAGGCGUCACCUGCAGCAGCAAGACCGGCCAUGUCGUCAAGCUCGAUGUCAACAACUUCAUUACUGAUUCACCUUUGGUUGGCCAGAUAAGUCCAUCUUUGCUGUCUCUCGAGCACCUGCAGUACCUCGAUCUCAGCACAAACUUGCUGGCUGGGCCCAAAGGCAGUGUCCCAGAGUUCCUAGGUUCUAUGAAGAACUUGAUGCAUCUUGAUCUCUCCUACAUUCCCUUCUCCGGUACAGUGCCACCCCUGCUCAGCAACCUCACCAACUUGGAAUAUCUCGACCUCUCCUUUACAUCAUUUUCUGGUAGAUUACCUCCUCAGCUGGGCAACCUUUCGAAUUUGCGGCAUCUUGAUGUUAGUGAGAUGAAUAAUGUGUAUUCGACUGACAUCUCAUGGUUAAGCCGUCUACAUUUGUUAGAGUAUGUUGCCAUGAGCAGUACGAAUCUCAGCAAAAUAACGGAUUUACCUGUCGUGCUCAACGAGAUUCCAGCUCUAAAGCAGGCCAUUCUUUCGAAUUGUUCACUUCCAAGUGCAAACCAAUCGAUCACACACCUGAACCUUACCAAACUUGAGGAGCUUGACCUCUCACUGAACUACUUUGGCCAUCCAAUUGCAUCAUGCUGGUUCUGGGAAGUAACAAGCAUCAAGUCACUUCGCCUAGAUGAAACCCAUCUUCAUGGUCCCUUCCCCGAUGCACUGGGCGAAAUGGUGUUGCUCCAGCACCUAGAUUUUACUUCCAAUGGAAAUGCAGCCACAAUAACAGUGGACUUGAAGAACUUAUGUGACCUGGAAAGCAUAUACCUUGACAAGAGCCUGUCAUCUGGGAACAUAACAGAUUUGUUUGAUAAGUUACAGUGUUCCAGCAAAUUGCAUAGCUUGAGUUCAUCAAGCAAUAAUAUGACAGGAAUGCUUCCAACUAACAUGGUGCACUUCACCAGCUUAAAUCACAUUGAUCUUACUAACAACAGUGUUAGUGGCGUCCUGCCACGAGGAAUCCGGAAAAUGACUAGUUUGGAGUACCUACACCUCAGUUCCAAUCGACUCAGUGGCCAGAUGCCGUUGUUGCCGGCAAGCCUCAAGAUAUUCCAUGCCCAAAUGAACUUCUUGUCAGGGCACCUGCCGUUGGAAUUCAGAGGCCCAAAUCUUGAAAACCUAAUUAUAUCCUCCAAUCACAUUGCUGGCCAGGUUCCUGGAUCCAUUUGUGAAUCAGAAAACAUGAAACACUUGGAUUUGUCAAAUAAUUUAUUUGAGGGAGAACUGCCUCACUGUUCUCGUAUGCGAAACUUGCGUUUCCUGCUCUUAGGUAACAAUAGCUUUUCUGGAAAUUUUCCCCAUUGGAUCCAAAGCUUCUCUUCACUGGUUUUCCUGGAUCUUUCAUGGAACAAGUUUCAUGGUUCUUUACCAAGGUGGAUUGGAGACUUGGUGACCUUGCGUAUUCUGCACCUGGGCCAUAACAUGUUCAAUGGAGACAUUCCAUUCAACAUCACAGAUCUUAGAGACCUUCAAUACCUGAAUUUAGCAGACAACAGUAUGUCAGGUUUAAUUCCUCUCUCUUUGUCAAAUUUUAAUGAAAUGACUCUAAAAGCUGUGGGUGAUUCAAUGUCAACCCUGGCAUUUGAUGAAUCGCUUGAUACAUUUUCCCUCGCGAUGAAGCAUGAAAUACUCAAGUAUGGAUCACAUGGGGUGGUUGAUAUGGUUGGAAUCGACUUAUCGCUCAAUCGCUUAACUGGUGGAAUUCCAGAUGAAAUUACAUCUCUCGAUAGGUUGUCUAAUUUAAAUUUAUCAUGGAAUCUCUUGAGUGGGAUAAUUCCGGAGAACAUUGGGUCUAUGAAAUCAAUAGAAUCACUCGACCUCUCAAGGAACUACCUUUGUGGUGAAGUCCCAUCAAGCUUGACAGAUUUGACAUAUUUGAGUUACCUGGACCUAUCAUACAACAAUCUUACUGGAAAAGUUCCAUCAGGACGCCAACUUGACACCUUGUACAUAGAUAAUCCAUCCGUGUACAAUGGAAACAUUGGUCUUUGUGGCCCUCCUCUUCAAAAGAAUUGUUCAAGCAGUAGUCAUGAACAAGAGCAUGGUGAUCACAAAGGACAAGAGAAGGAUUCCAAUUCAAUGUUCUUUUACUAUGGUCUUGGAUCAGGUUUUAUUGUUGGUUACUGGGUUGUGUUUUGUGCUCUGCUAUUCAACAAGUUAUGGAGAGUCCAUUAUUUCUGCCUCGUGGACAAGGUAUAUGACAAGUUAUGUGUGUCUAUGGUCAUUACUUGGACCAAAUGGAUAGCUAAAAGGAACACUACAAAUUAAUUCAGCAAAGGGAAUGUACAAGUGUAGCAUUAAGAGGCUUCUACUUCCAUGUAUAGUCUUUUUCUGUUUUUGGUGGGUUUGUAAUAAGCUAUUGGUUUGUACUCUUCUGGGACAUUUUGAAUACUCUAAGUGAUUCAAUUUCCAUUGGGGCCCAUUCGGAUCACAACAAUGAAAAAACGGAGAAAUAUG
Messenger RNA from Oryza brachyantha (malo sina), 2691 nucleotides. Its product is annotated as receptor-like protein EIX2. Lineage: Eukaryota; Viridiplantae; Streptophyta; Magnoliopsida; Poales; Poaceae. Gene Ontology annotation, molecular function: protein binding. The transcript has a single exon. The coding region runs from base 1 to 2502 and encodes 833 amino acids. The record is from RefSeq and is a predicted model, not a curated record.